Molecule: messenger RNA, 5899 nt
Organism: Peromyscus californicus insignis
Lineage: Eukaryota; Metazoa; Chordata; Mammalia; Rodentia; Cricetidae
Gene: Adarb1
Product: adenosine deaminase RNA specific B1
Exons: 9
Coding region: 67-2151 (694 amino acids)
Biological process (GO): RNA processing; adenosine to inosine editing
Cellular component (GO): nucleolus; cytoplasm
Molecular function (GO): double-stranded RNA adenosine deaminase activity; tRNA-specific adenosine deaminase activity; double-stranded RNA binding
Source: RefSeq, a predicted model, not a curated record
AAGCGCUCUGAGAGGAAAGACAGAAGUGGUCUCCGCCAGUCAAGAACCCCUCAAAAGCAUUUUACCAUGGAUAUAGAAGAUGAAGAGAAUAUGAGUUCCAGCAGCACUGAUGUUAAGGAAAACCGCAAUCUGGACAACAUGCCCCCCAAGGACAGCAGCACACCCGGGCCUGGCGAGGGUCUUCCACUCUCCAACGGGGGUGGUGGUAGCACCAGCAGGAAGCGGCCCCUGGAGGAGGGCAGCAAUGGCCACUCCAAGUACCGCCUGAAGAAGCGAAGGAAAACACCGGGGCCUGUUCUGCCCAAGAACGCCCUGAUGCAGCUGAAUGAGAUCAAACCUGGCUUACAGUACAUGCUGCUAUCCCAGACAGGACCUGUGCAUGCGCCUCUGUUUGUCAUGUCUGUGGAGGUGAACGGGCAGAUCUUUGAGGGCUCUGGCCCUACAAAGAAAAAGGCAAAACUCCAUGCUGCUGAGAAGGCCUUGAGGUCUUUUGUCCAGUUUCCCAACGCCUCUGAGGCACACCUGGCCAUGGGCAGGACUCUCUCUGUGAACACAGACUUCACCUCUGACCAGGCCGACUUCCCCGACACACUCUUCAAUGGCUUCGAGACUCCAGACAAGUCAGAGCCACCCUUCUACGUGGGCUCCAAUGGGGAUGACUCCUUCAGCUCAAGUGGAGACGUCAGCCUGUCAGCCUCCCCAGUGCCUGCCAGCCUCACCCAGCCUCCUCUGCCCAUCCCACCGCCAUUCCCACCCCCAAGUGGGAAGAAUCCUGUGAUGAUCUUGAAUGAGCUGCGCCCAGGGCUGAAGUAUGACUUCCUCUCUGAGAGCGGGGAGAGCCAUGCCAAGAGCUUUGUCAUGUCGGUGGUGGUAGAUGGCCAGUUCUUUGAGGGCUCAGGGAGAAACAAGAAACUUGCCAAGGCCCGGGCUGCACAGUCUGCCUUGGCUACUGUCUUCAAUUUGCACUUGGACCAAACACCAUCUCGCCAGCCUGUCCUCAGUGAGGGUCUUCAAUUGCACUUGCCACAGGUAUUGGCGGAUGCUGUCUCACGCCUGGUCCUGGGUAAGUUCAGUGACCUGACAGACAACUUUUCCUCCCCCCACGCACGAAGAAAAGUGCUUUCUGGAGUAGUGAUGACCACAGGUACAGACGUCAAAGAUGCCAAGGUGAUAAGUGUUUCGACAGGGACGAAAUGCAUCAACGGUGAAUAUAUGAGUGACCGUGGCCUCGCACUAAAUGACUGCCAUGCAGAGAUAAUCUCCCGAAGGUCCCUGCUCAGGUUUCUUUAUGCACAGCUUGAGCUUUAUUUAAAUAACAAAGAAGACCAGAAAAAGUCCAUCUUUCAGAAGUCAGAACGGGGUGGGUUUCGGCUAAAGGAUACUGUACAGUUCCACCUGUAUAUCAGCACCUCACCCUGUGGAGACGCCAGAAUAUUCUCCCCCCAUGAGCCAGUGCUAGAGGGUAUGACGCCAGAAUCUCACCAGCUGACAGAACCAGCUGAUAGACAUCCAAAUCGGAAAGCAAGGGGACAGCUACGGACAAAAAUAGAGUCUGGUGAAGGGACAAUCCCUGUGCGCUCCAACGCCAGCAUCCAGACCUGGGACGGGGUGCUGCAGGGGGAACGGCUGCUCACCAUGUCCUGCAGUGACAAGAUAGCACGGCAUCAGCAAUGCAGAGGCACGGCAGCCAGGGAAGGCACCCAACUUCAGUGUCAACUGGACAGUGGGCGACUCUGCCAUAGAGGUCAUCAACGCCACCACAGGGAAGGACGAGCUAGGCCGCCCAUCCCGCCUGUGUUCCCCCCCACCUGCUGCGCACCAAGAUCACUAAGCCCACUACAUACCACGAGUCCAAGCUGGCAGCGAAGGAGUACCAGGCUGCCAAGGCACGUCUGUUCACUGCCUUCAUCAAGGCGGGGCUGGGCGCCUGGGUGGAGAAGCCCACAGAGCAGGACCAGUUCUCCUUCACUCCCUGAGCCAGGCGGGUGUCGAGCACAGAGUGCGAGGCUGCGGGGUCGUCCUCCAGAGCCUUGCAUCCGAACUGGGACAGGUGUGCACCUUGGGGAGGGCAUGGGGAGUCUGGGGGAACCACUGGACAUCGAGCACCAUCCCCAGCAGCUCUCACCCCAACAGGGCAGCAUGGGGAUGUAGGGUGCCGGGCACCUCACAUGUGAAUGGGGAUCAGGUGCACAGUGGGGGUGCAUGGGGGGCAUAGGGGCCCAUCACCACCCCUUGCCACACAUUUCCCCUCUUGAGCUACCCAGUGACCGCUUUAUAUCUCAGUUUACAUUAGACAUUGAGUUCUACUGAGUAGGGCUUCCUAAGUAUAGGAAAAUAGAAAUUACUUUGUGUGAGAUUCUUGAAUAAAUAAUUUAUUCAGAGCUAGGAAUGAGAUUUAUAAAAUAAGAAGUAAUUAUGUCAGGUCACUUUUAUGCCACAUUAUUUUAAUUGCAAAAAAAAAAAAGAAAGCGUUUCUCUGUGGAAGAGCAUGAGAAUAGAGAGGUAGGAAGAGAACCACCACACUCACAUCUAUGCGUGGCCACUCCUCUCUGGUCCUUCACAGUUAGGUCCUCACAGUAGGUGUUAACAGCUCUCCUGGGGUGACCCAGCAUGAUAUGGUGUGACCCUGGCACACACUGGCCCUGCAGCAGGGAUGCUGUGUCCUACAGAGUCAUGAUUUAGGAUCUGCUGCCUCUAGAAACUUCCAUGCCCCUGGUUAGGCUCAGAUCAUGGAGAACUCGAUUUGCUUCUGAAGAUCAAAUACAUCCAUAGCAUAUUGGCUGGUCAUCAUUUGGGGGUUUUAACCAUGUAGGUUUUGUGACCUAGAAGAACUCAGUAGGGCUGCUAUGCACACAGAGUACACAGCCUGCCUUCUGCUCCUUCCAUGGGAUCUGGUGGGUCAGAGCCAUGACUACUCAGAAAGCUUCACAGAAUGGAGAGUGUUAUUUAAGCAGGUACCAUUCUUGGAGCAUGCCAGGUAAGGCGUAUUAUUAAGUUAUUCCUUCCAGCUUUAUCAGACACGUGUCUGAAAAACAAAGCAUUCAGGUUGAAGCUGGUGAGGCAGUAUGAGGCCAGAAUGCUGCAGACCAGACGUUGGUAUCUGGACAGGCAGGCCUGGGUGCUAUUGGCAUCUUGGGUCUCAGCCCCAAGAUGCUUCUCAGCACCCUUUAGGCACAGGGUGGCCCCCAGGGCCCUGGAGUGGACCACCUGGACCUCCUGUGCUCAGACUUGCCCCAGGUGCCUUGUUGCUUCCACUCAGGAUUAGGGAGGAGUAGAGGGAGGAGGGGCUGUGGCUGUCGGCUCUGUGCCAGCUGGGUCCAGCAGGUUGCUCUGAAGAGCCUCAGGGCCAUGAGCGGAGAAGGUGCAGACUCAUCCCACAGCACCCAUCCACUACAGCUGCAUCCAGAGCACUGACAGCUGGGUGGCGCUGUGCUGUUCCCCAGGUGUUUGUGUCCUUGACACACUGAGAAAAACCAGGACAAAAGCAUAGCCACUGUCUGUUCCACCAGAUCCCCAGCAGACCUCAAGAGGCUGUGUGUUGUCGCUUACAUGAGACCUACUGUGUCCCCGUGUCAGGAGCCCUGUCUGUGUCCUUGUGGGUAUCUCACAUGGUUCUCAUCCUGUGGGGCUUGAUCCUCAUGGCAUGAAGGUCCUACCAGAACUCCCUAGUGACAUGUGUCAUUACAGACAUCUCCAGCUCACCACCUGCCCUCCUGACAAAGGUGAGCUCUCCCAGUCAGGAUCACAGAGCCCUGUGGGCCAUGGCAGGGCCUUGUUUGAAUACAGUGCACUGGGGUUCCUUAGAGAAAGGGUCUCAUGUUGUCAUAGUAUCAGCACCUUCCACACAGACUCCUGCACUUUCCGGAAAGAAAAACACCAUGUUGGUGUGUUCUUACUCUUGUUUUUAAAUGUGUUUUUUUCUAGUGGAGAUGGGGAGAUGGACUUAGUUGGGUUUGUGUUUGUUUUUAAGUACAUUUUUGUUAUAAAGUAUAGCAAAAGUGUAUCCCAUAUACACUGAGAACCAUGCAUUACAUCUGGCUUUCCGUGUCACAUAACAAGAGUGCCCAACCGGAAAGUGAAUGGUACAAUUUAUAGCAUGCCUAAAACCACAGGGGCCUGGCCUGCCUAGACUUGACCCGGAAGGAGGGAGGAAGACAGCCUGGAGGGCUCCCUGCAGUGAGAAGGAGGCGGCAGCAUGGGGGCAUGCACCACCUUCCCCUGCGCCCAGGUUGUGGUAGCUCAAACAGCCCAUCUGUGGCCAGAGAGAAAAGAAACGGAAAUGUUAACUUAAGACACUAAGCACUUUGAGCCCCUUCCAGAAGGUCAUAGACACCAUGAUGGUAGUCCAUGUCCAGGACCUAGACAUCGCACACUCAGCAGAAAGCUUGACACACCAAGAACGUGAUGGAAAUUGUUUGGGUACUUCAGCAGGUAAAGGUUAGGAGGUUCUCCAUUCUGUGUUAAUUCCACAAAGCAUAUCCCUCAGGACUAUUCAGGCCCAGCUUUGACAGGGCUGUAGCUACUCACUAGGAGGUCAUUGUCACAAGGGAGUCUCAGAUGGGCUAGCAUGUUUGUGUAGGGCCAGGGCUCUCCACUUAGAUCUAUGCAGGGUGGGUGUGGUGGCCAUACCGUUAACCCUGGUCCAUUAAUCGUGUCAGGAGGAAGCACCUCUCCCAGCGAGGGACACCAAAGAACUACAACUUUGAAUCGGAAUCUGAGUCUUUGACCAUUCUUCCUAUUUUGAAUUUUUUUUUAAUAAUUAGAAAUCAAUUUAAGUGUGCAAACCAUCAUCUCAUAAGGCAUUGCUGUCUGUUUAUUCUGUGCCCAGCUCAUCUUACCUCCAGGCUGUAGUUGCUGCUUAUUUUUCAGCCUACGUCUCCCCUUUAGUUUCAGACAGGUGCACCAAGGGUGGGCAACCACCAGAGGGUCAGGAAUGUUGGGUGAGCUGCAUCACCCCAUGCUAAGAGUAAGUACACACAAUGCAGGAGCAGCUUGUCACUUCCAAAAUACUUUACUCCAGAAAUGUCAGCUCUGUCCAGUCGUAACUUUGAUCCAGAAAGAGAAAGAAAUUGAGCUGAAAUUCGCAGCUCUAUCUAAGUUCUCAAGAUUAGGGAACCUCUCCAAAGAUUUCCUCCAUAUUGUCAGCCCCAGACUACAUCAUGAGAAGGCAGAGUGUAUGUGUUCAGUGUGUACAGCUUGUAUGUGUCCUUGUCUCUCGGUAUAUCUAUCAUGUGACAGUCCCCAAGGCUGAAGAGGUGGUUACACCCUAUCUGCAGCUGUGAACUGCUCCACACUGGGGCCGCUGAGUUCAUGUGACAUUAGGGGAUGGGGAUUGGGAAGCCUCUGACCUGCCAGGGACCAUGAGCCACUUAGUCACAUAGGUCUGACCAGUCAUGACUGGCGCUCAGUGCACUUUUCUUUCAGUUCCUGGGGAAAUGUUCACGUCUCUGUGGUAGUGCCUGUACUUUCUGUUUGCUGUUUGAAUGACAAGUGCCCAGCCUCAGAAGCACUUAACUGUAGCCACAGCAGGAGCUGAUGGUACGUAGGAACUGAUGGGCCAUUCUUCUGAAUGGAACACAGUAGGUUAAAAGCACAGUUUGCGGAAUGUUAAUGGGAGAAGCCCCUAAAAGCUGUUUGCUUUUCCAGGCUUUGAGUUAUAUACUUUUAAUUUGAUUUUUAGAAUUUGGACACUUUACAUGAAUGUAAUUCAGCCAAGAAACAUGUUGCUAAGCUACAAUCCUCAGUGUUCUCUGUAUGUAUAUUUAUGUAUAGACCACAUGUUACAGCCUGCAUGAGCUUCCUCUCACACCGAGCCCAGCCGGAACUGAGCACGAGAUGUUGUCACAUGUAGACAAAGGACUGAGAUGUUCCUAAUAAAGACUAAGACGUUUCACUAUGA